Molecule: messenger RNA, 846 nt
Organism: Somion occarium
Lineage: Eukaryota; Fungi; Basidiomycota; Agaricomycetes; Polyporales; Cerrenaceae
Source: the annotation of a GenBank genome assembly
AAGCGCUGGUCGUCCUAAUGGGUUGACCGCUACCAUCAAGGUGAAAGACCAUACCAUAACUCUUCUUCUACCGAAUACAAUACGUGAAGGCAUCGUACUAGAACUCCUUGCAACGUAUUUUUAUCCGGAGAAAUAACAUCCAAUCCUCACUAUGCUCGAUCUGCCCAACCUCCGAACUGUCCUCUCGCAGAUUCUUUCACCUUCGUCUCUCCAUACAGCAGCUCUCUUCACAACGACCGGUCAACUCGUGUCCUUCAUAUCGGACCCCCCAAGAUCUAAAGAUGAAGUCCGAGUGCUCGUAGGUUUGGGUAGUGAAGUAUGGCAGGAGACUAAAGAGCAGGGUUUUGGGACGGUUGACAGUGAGCUUGGACGCGUCCUUGUCACGUCGGUCGAUAAGGUUCCCCCUCCGAGUCAGCAAGAUCCCGCUAAAGAGCGAAAGGAAGAGCCUCUGCUUCUCCUGGCUUUGAAUUCCGAAAAGACUGUCCCAUGGUCAGAGCUUACAGCGAAAGCACAAGAGCUUAUUGACUAUAUGGAGGAGCCUGUGUCGAAACUUCGAGCCAAGCUCGCAGUCGCACCUACAUCGCCAAUUCUUCGUCCAGAACGGCAGCACCGUUGAAACUUGCUCUCCGGCAUGAUACCCCUUACAUUCAUGUGAGAAACACAGAAUCAGAAACAAAGCAGCGGUUUGCGAGGCAUACCUGUCACCUCGUACCAUCGAGGAUGAUGCGAGGUUGAAUGUAUUGUGAACCCUACCGAACAGUCCAGGUCAUUGUAGUUAUAGUUUUAUACAACAUUUGUUCUGGUAUAUAGCUAGCUCAUCGAAAGUAAUAUCAGUAAGCUGCGCAG